Messenger RNA from Apodemus sylvaticus (European woodmouse), 2262 nucleotides. RefSeq names its product zinc finger CW-type and PWWP domain containing 1 (gene Zcwpw1). Bases 169 to 2121 code for a protein of 650 amino acids. Gene Ontology annotation, molecular function: zinc ion binding. Gene Ontology annotation, cellular component: nucleus. The record is from RefSeq and is a predicted model, not a curated record. The transcript is spliced from 17 exons. NCBI's taxonomy places the organism in Eukaryota, Metazoa, Chordata, Mammalia, Rodentia, Muridae.
GCUUGGGGGCGGCAUCUGUCCGUGUCCUCGCGCCUUCUCCUGGUGGCGGGAAAAGUAGCUCGAGGUGGAAGGGAUGUGCGGGAUGGCUGCGACAGCGUUAGCUGCGCCUCACCUUUAGGUCCUCGUCGCCCCCGAAGGCAAAGGAAUGUAUAAUUUCUGAACUGAAUUAUGGCAGCAUUGCAGAAUCACAAAGAAUAUGAAAAGGGAACAAAGAAAACCUUUGCUCCACCUACACAAAAAUCACAUAUUGAGAAACCUCAGCCCAACUCAUGGAAGGAGGAUACCCAGGGGACCAGUUCUCCAGAGGCAGAGACCAAGCCAAGCCUACUCAAAGCCAGCUUAAAGAAGGAGCAGAAGGCGACCACAGACCGUGGUCCAAGCAGGGGCCAGGAGAAAAAGCGAAAGGCUCAGGACCAGCCAGCCGAGAAGAAAGGGAAGGAAAAAACUCUUACCAAUGCAGAAUUUGAGGAGAUUUUCCAGAUUGUACUACAGAAGUCCCUGCAGGAGUGCUUGGAGACUUCCUGUGUCCAGCGCACCAGACCUUCCAAAUUGGACAAAGAACUGGGCAUUGCGCCUUCUGCCACUGAUAAGGAAAAUGCUGAUCCAGAGAAAGUAAUAACUCCUGAUACUUCAAAGACUGCAUCUUCUGUAGAAGAGGAAGUGAGUUCUGAGAUGGGGACAUCUACACUGGGCCAGCCAGUUACUGAACCCUCUAAGAAGAAAUUUAAUAGACUCUCUUUAAGCAAACAAAAGAAGAAGGCUGAAGAUGAGAAAAUGGAGAAGAUCCAAGAUGGACGUGAGUGCAGUCUCAAAGAGAAACAGAAGAUAAUGAUUCAGGACCAGUCUCAGAUCAGAGGCCACCAGAAAGAAGAGGAAGGUGGUUUUGGACACUGUGUCAUCUGGGUCCAGUGUUCCUCUCCAAAGUGUGAGAAGUGGCGGCAGCUACCUGGAAACAUUGAUCCCUCAGUUCUCCCAGAUGACUGGUCUUGUGACCAGAAUACAGAUCUGAAUCACAAUCGCUGUGACAUUGCUGAGGAGAGCUGGGCAGGCUGUGAGAGUGAUGUGGUCUAUGCCUCCUACGUUCCUGGAUCCAUCAUCUGGGCCAAGCAAUACGGUUACCCAUGGUGGCCAGGCAUGAUAGAAUCUGAUCCUGACCUGGGGGAGUACUUUCUGUUUGCUUCUCCUCUUGAUUCCCUGCCGUCUAAGUACCAUGUGACAUUUUUUGGAGAAACAGUUUCUCGUGCAUGGAUCUCGGUCCGCAUGCUGAAGAACUUCCAGGAGCUGUCUUUGGAGCUAGCUAAGGUGAAAAAAUACAAGAACAAGGAGUCCAACCAGAAGCUGGAGGCAGCCAUAGUGAUGGCUCACAGGGCGGAACAGACCAGUAUUCAGGAGCGGGUUAACUUGUUUGGUUUCUGGAGUCGAUACAAUGGAGCUGACAUCAGUGGGGAAGGGAAAGGUUUGAUGCUCUGUGAGUCCAAUGACUCUGAGUCUUGUCUGGAGAAGGAAGAGAAGGACUCUGAGGAGGAGAAGGAGGAGAAAAAAGAGAAGAAAGUAAAGCGUGGAAAGCAUUCUUGUGACGUUGGGACUCCUGUAGGGGACCCAACUUUGCCUAGACCCGAGCCAGCUAAAAUACAGACCAAAAAACCCAAGUCAAGAGGGGUUGGGGUUUAUACAGGCCCGGCAGGAGGACAAGAUGGGACCCCAAAGAAGAAAACUGUGAAGAAAUCUGUGGCCAGUGAAUCCACAGUCCCUCCUGUCCCCACACUGAAAGAACAGGGGGAUUCAGACCUGGGCCACCCAGGACCUAAGAAAAAAUUUAAAGCUCCCGAAAACAAGACUUCAGCCACCAACUUAUCUGAGGAGAAAGAAAUUAAAAUUGUGUCCAAGUGCCCUUCCCCCCCAGCUCAGCAUGGGGCUUGUCCAGUGGGAAAGGAAGGGCUUGGGCCCCAGGGGCCCCUGACACAGAAGGCGGCGAGUUUCCCUCCUGACGAUGACGAUGACGGAUCCAGUGACCUGGACCUGGAACAGCUCAUGGAAGUUAUUGGAGAACCGGAAGAGAGAGGGGAGAUGCAGCAGAGGGCCAGCUCAGAGGAGUUCCUGGCGGCCCUCUUUGAGGAGUAGAGUACUCUGGUCCCCCUGCUGUUGUCUGCCUCAGGGAGAGCCUCUUAGCCCUUCGGAGCAGCUGUUAAAUGUUGGGGUUGUUGACCUCCGUGGGUCACGUCAGAGCUGUGCAGCCUGUGUUAAUAAAGCAGGUCUCUGGAA